Piliocolobus tephrosceles (Ugandan red Colobus) is the source of this 1158-nucleotide messenger RNA. It is a transcript of the gene RNF212, whose product is annotated as ring finger protein 212. Lineage: Eukaryota; Metazoa; Chordata; Mammalia; Primates; Cercopithecidae. Gene Ontology annotation, cellular component: synaptonemal complex. The record is from RefSeq and is a predicted model, not a curated record. Gene Ontology annotation, molecular function: SUMO transferase activity. The transcript is spliced from 12 exons. Gene Ontology annotation, biological process: reciprocal meiotic recombination; homologous chromosome pairing at meiosis; protein sumoylation. The coding region runs from base 95 to 913 and encodes 272 amino acids.
CUGCCCGCCCUCGGGCCCAGCGCGGGGAGGCUGUUCCCAGCCUUGCGUGGGCCUCGCGUGGGCCCGGCCUCGCCGCUGCGGUCGCCUGCCUGGCAUGGCCAACUGGGUGUUCUGUAAUCGCUGCUUCCAGCCACCCCAGAGGACGUCGUGCUUCAGCCUCACCAACUGCGGGCACGUGUACUGCGAUGCCUGCCUCGGCAAAGGUAAAAAGAAUGAAUGCUUGAUUUGUAAAGCUCCUUGUCGUACAGUUUUACUUUCAAAACAUACUGAUGCAGAUAUCCAGGCAUUCUUCAUGAGCAUAGGCAGUCUGUGUAAGAAGUACUCCAGGGAAACCUCCCAGGUUUCAGAAUUUCAAGAAAAACACAGGACGAGAUUGUUAGCUUUCUAUAGAGAAAAGAUUUCUAGGUUGGAAGAAUCCCUUAGGAAGUCAGUGCUGCAGAUAGAACAGCUGCAAAGUAUGAGAUCAUCACAACAAACAGCUUUCAGCACAAUAAAAAGUUCAGUUUCAACAAAGCCAUACGGAUGCCUACUGCCACCUCACUCAUCAACCCCCGACAGACUGGAGUCAAUGGAAGUUGAUCUCUCUCCUUCUCCGAUUAGAAAAUCGGAGAUAGCAGCCGGACCUGCGAGAAUCUCCGUGAUUAGUCCACCUCAAGAUGGACGCAUGGGCAGUGUCUCCUCCCGGGCCCCCGAGCAUCCCGGCCUGACGCCGAGUCAGAGGAGCGUGGGAAAGCCUCUCAGGAUUCCGCCUCUGCAACUCCCCCACAAGGGACCACCGCUCACGCCAACACCGCAGUUACCAGGGAGAGCAGGAAGAGGGGACUCUCCAAGCUUCGGGAGCUCCCAGGCCGGGCCACCCCCCAGGCCGCCCAUCAGCAUCGCCAGCCUGCUGCAGAGACAGUGUUUAGUGUGAAGUUUUGAAGUCAAUUCAAAGACAAAGUUGAUGUGUUUUUAUUGCGACUCUGGAUGCUUCCUGCAGGACCUGCUCACCUUGGGGCAGUGACAUGUGAAAGAUGAACGCCCAGCCACUCGCGCUGCCCCUUCCAGUCCUCCAGCCUUCUGCCCACUAGCAUGUGUAUGUUAGACAGCCAAUGCGACUACACUUUCUCACUUGAUGAAGUAAGUAAUGUAGUCGAAUAAAGUAUUUUUCUGAUUAUC